AUGAUUAUAAAAUCUGAAAAUUUAAUUCUAGCUUUCAAUGGUGAUGACAAUCAAUGCUUAUGUAUAAUGCCCGGAAAAUUAAAUACAGAUUCUGAUGGUGCACUUUAUUUAACAAUUUUACCAAAUAAUAGAUGUGAUCAUUAUUGUGAUAAUACAUUGGACGAUUCCAAAGUUAAACAUAACUUUAAAUGUGGUUCAUUAACAGAUUCACAUAUAUGGGCUAUAUAUGGUUUAAAUGAUUUAUGUUUGAGGGGAUCCAUUUAUGUAAAAGAAUCAAAAAGAUGUAUGUUUGCGUUUAAAGGAUUUUCUAGUUCAUGCCCAUCACCAUCAAUGAAAUAUGUUUUUGAUCGAAAGGUUACCUGGAAUGUCUUUCUAAAAAUUAUUGAAAAAUUAAACUUAACUAAAUCUAUUGUUUCAAUUGAUUUUGAUAACGAUGUUACUAUUGAUCCUUCAUGGAAAUGCCCAACAACAAUAACUACUACCAAUAUACGAAAUUCAAAUCUUUCUAAUACAAAUUAUUUUAAUAGGAAUUUUAGUACAUCUUAUGUACUAGAUAACGGUUGUUUACGUGUACAUUCCAAUUCCUUGUAUUUACAUAUAUUAUCAAAUCAUUUAUGCAUAAUAAAUCCUAUGAAUGAAAAUUCAUUAUUAUAUGGUAGUGGAAUUCAUUCAAUUUAUGUAUCAAAUUCUAAUUCAAUGGAAACUAUUUGUCCACCACAUUGGUUUGAUAUAAACACACAUUGUUAUCGGAUAUCGGACGACCGUAAAACAAUUCAAGAAGCAAGAAAUACUUGUAUUAGUUUGUCAGAAGCCCAGGAAAAGAAUAAUAAAGAAGAAAUUAUAGCAAAUGAUGAUGAUGAUGAUGAUGAUAUGAAGAAAGAAACGAUUAAUAAAUACAAUAAUUUAAAAAAUGAUAUCCUUAAAGGUGAAAUCGCUCAGUAUACAUCACAAUGGCAAGUUCGUCUUGGCUUCUUUCUUCUAGACACAAAUGUAUCAAAUGUUGAAUCAAAACCUUCACCAUUUCGCCCAUAUGUUGAACCAUUGUCAUCAUUAGUGUUCAAUGUUGAUAUCAAUCUCUCAUCUAUAAAUGAAUUUCAAAUGAUUAAUCCAAAUGAAGAUAAUAAUUCAAGCAUAAAAGAUGAUUCAUGUUUAGUUCUGACACGUUCAGUGAUUGACGAAAAAAGAAGUUCUAUUUUAAACAAUACUCAAAUCAAUAAUUGUUCAAAACCAAGACAUGUUUUAUGUAGAACAAUGACAGUGCUUGGUUUUAAUUCUCAACAAAGCUGUUAUAGUAAACCAUUAACACUUGGUUUACCAGCAAUGAUAUCAAAUCAUUUAACAUAUGAAUUAUGUUUAUCUGUUUGUAGAAAAUUAGAAACAAAUUUAGCUGUUAUAAAUAUAAAUAAAUGUUAUUGUUUCAAUGCUGCUGUUUCACAGAUGUUUGAUAUUCAAGGAAAUCAUGCAAAAUAUAAAACAAAAGAAUGUGGAAAUCCUUGUCCGGGUAAUCAACAUGAACGCUGUGGUAAUACAGAUAAGGUCGUUGUUUUACAUAUACGUAAAGAUCUAAUUUCGUCCACAUAUUUUCAAACUCAUAAACGAGCUAAACCAUAUCCUGAUUUCUUUUAUGAUAGUUGUAUACAUUUAAAUUCUGUCAAUCAAUCGUCAAUAUAUCAAUUCAAUUUAAACCAUAAAAAUGAUGUUCAUCCACGUCAUUGUCUAGAAUUAUGUAAAAACUAUAAGCAACAAUAUGCUCUUCUUAACUCAAAUAAAUGUUUAUGUACGAAUAUCCUAACGAGAAAAAAACAAUAUAAUAUGUUAAUACCUUCAGAUUAUAAUUGUACUCAAGAAUGUCAAGGUAAUUACUUUUAUACAUGUGGAAAUACAAGCGAUUCAAUGAUAUAUUCGAUGUAUGUCAUGCAACCAAAAUGUCCUCCUCAUUUUCAAGUUACUGAAGAUGAACAACGAUGUGUACAUACUGAUUUUUCAGCACAGAAAAAUUCUUUAUCAAUUGCACAAUCUUAUUGUAAAUCUGUUGGUGGUAUGCUUGCAAAAAUAAAUGAUAUUUUAGAAAUUCAAGAUAUAGUAACCCUAUCAACACUAAAUGUACGUUAUUUUGGUGGAGUUUCCAUUUCUUAUUCUCCAAGUAUACUUAACGAUACAAGAUUUUUUUGGAUUGAUCGUACAUCGGAUAUCAUGAAUAACAAUCAAACAACAGAUCGUUCUAUUGGAAAAUGUUUUCAAACAUCAAAAUCAAUUGAUCGAAAUUGUAUUGUUCUUCGUCGCGAAAAAAUUUUCAUGAAUAAUAUAUUGACUUAUGAACGGUGUUUUACUGAAUCAGAUCAAUGUUCAUCAAUAUCUGCUAUGCCAGUUUGUGUUGAUAAACAUCUAGAAUUUAAUUCAACCGCAAUUCCUCCAAUAAUAGAUAACGAUUCAUCAAGCAUUUUAGUUAAUAUAUCAACAGAUUAUUCAUGUGGUGAUGAUACAGAUUAUCAUCUUAUGAAUGACUAUUGUUAUAAAGUAUCCUAUCACGAAACUACUUGGAAUGAUGCAAAAACUGGAUGUGAACGUGAUAAUGCUAUGUUAUUUCAACCUCGAAAAUUAACGACACUGUCCUUGAUAAAAUCCUUAUUUUUACGUCGGCAUAGUUACACAUCAUCUGGUAUUGUACAUAUUGGUAUUUUUUAUGAUAAUCGAAAUCGUACUGCUACGCGAUAUAAGACAACUGGAGGAAGUGCUUUACCAAGUGAACUAGAUUCCAUUGAUCUUCAUUCGUUAUGUAAAAUAGAAUUUCAUCAACAUUAUGAAAGGCUCAUACCAUCACCAGUCUUAUCACUGAACGAGAAAAAUCGUCCAAAAACUCAGCAGAUUCGUUGCGCAUACGUUGAUUUUCGAUCUGACUACGGACCAUUAAUUGCAUGUAAUGAAAUAUCUUGUAACCGACUAGCAACUGCAAUAUGUCAAAAAUCACCAAUUGUAAAAAUACGUGCUGUCGCUGCAAAACGGUUAGUUUAUCAAUACGAUGCUUGCGGAGUAUAA
Molecule: messenger RNA, 3036 nt
Organism: Rotaria sp. Silwood2
Lineage: Eukaryota; Metazoa; Rotifera; Eurotatoria; Philodinida; Philodinidae
Source: the annotation of a GenBank genome assembly